UCGGCUCGUUCUCUAUGACUCUAUGAGCACAGGAAGGAAUGGUUCCGCUUCUCUUCAGACCAUAUUCCUCGCUCCUUCCUUUCAUCACUUCCCACUUUGACUGAAAUAUCCCCUUUACGAAAACCUGUUCUUGCAUCAGGAACGUCUUCAUCCAUGAAUAAACAGCAGCCCCAGUCCGUUCAUGGCACUGAGCAGCAUCGGCAAUAUGGAGCUUUUCAGAACGAGAUAUAUCGAAAGGGCAUGUUCGAGCAACAGCUCCCAAUCGUCACCACCAACCCGAACAAUCUGGAGGAUCAAGCAAAGAGCAUACUGAAGCCGACGGCAUUCAAUUAUGUAGCUGGAGGAGCGGGUGAGAGGGCAACCAUGGAUGCAAAUCGACUGGCAUUUCGGCAAUGGAAGAUGGUUCCCAGAAUGCUGCGGCCAACGACACAUCGGGAUCUCUGUGUGACCUUGUUCGGCGAGAAAUACGACAGCCCCGUCCUAAUGGCACCCGUUGGGGUGCAGCAAAUCUUCCACGAGGACAAGGAAACAGGCCUCUCAGAAGUAUGCUCAGAAAUCGGUGUCCCCUAUAUCCUCAGCACAGCAUCCAGCUCCAGCAUCGAAGAAGUGGCAAAGUCAAACGGCAACGGACCACGAUGGUUCCAACUAUACUGGCCACAAUCUGAUGAUAUCACCAUCUCCCUCCUAAAGCGGGCCCAAGCAAGCGGAUAUAAAGUCCUAGUCGUAACACUAGACACCUGGGCCCUAGCCUGGCGACCCGCCGAUCUAGAUGGCGGCUACGUCCCCUUCGCGAAAGGUAUUGGUAACGCAACGGGCUUCACAGACCCCGUAUUCCGCCAAAAAUUUCGGGAGAAAUUCAAUACCACGCCAGAAGAGAGGGUGCUUCAAGCCUCCAACGAGUGGGUCGGCAAUAUCUUUUCCGGCGCGGCGCAUUCUUGGGAGCAGAUUGCACUGUUGAAGAAGAAUUGGGAGGGGCCGAUUGUGCUGAAAGGGAUACAGCAUCCUGAGGAUGCGAAGUUGGCUGUUGAGGCUGGUGUUGAUGGCAUUAUAUGUAGUAAUCAUGGGGGAAGACAAUUAGAUGGGGCGGUGGGGAGCCUGGAGAUGCUUCCUGAGAUCGUGGAUGCGGUCGGUGAUAAAUUGACUGUGCUAUUUGACAGUGGGAUCCGGACUGGAGUUGACAUUAUCAAAGCACUGUCUCUUGGAGCCAAAGCAGUGUUGAUUGGAAGACCGGCCAUUUACGGGUUGGCAAUUGGCGGAAAGCAAGGAGCAAAGCAGGUCUUGCAGGGUAUCUUAGCUGACCUUGAUCAAUCGAUGGGACUUGCUGGGAUUGCAAAUAUUGCUGACUGUAAUCGAUCCAUGAUUCGGAGGGUGCAAUAUGGAGGGGAUACGAAAUCGUCGAACUAGACGGAGAGGAGAGCUCUAUACAGAAACUAAAUGCCAUGUCAAUUGACCACAAAUCUCACAACCGAGACCAAAGCCACAAUGCCCCCU
This is a messenger RNA of Hyaloscypha bicolor E, 1491 nucleotides long. Its product is annotated as oxidoreductase. The record is from RefSeq and is a predicted model, not a curated record. NCBI's taxonomy places the organism in Eukaryota, Fungi, Ascomycota, Leotiomycetes, Helotiales, Hyaloscyphaceae. The transcript is spliced from 4 exons. Gene Ontology annotation, molecular function: FMN binding; oxidoreductase activity. The coding region runs from base 154 to 1404 and encodes 416 amino acids.